AUGUGCUUGCCGAGUGUUGUCGUUUUGGAUCCGUGCUUCGGAUCGAUAUUAUCAUGGGAUCUCCAGUACAAUCUCAAAGAAUUCGGAUUGUCUCCGAUGAUCUCUCACCGGAUUCCACAUCAAGCAGGGCUUUCCUUGUUGAUCUCACCGACGCGUUGCCGGAAGGCGUUGCAGGAAGCGAAAGCCAUCUCCAAAGAUGGGUUGGGCGCCUUCGCUUCCUCCCAAGGGAUGGCUUUCGACGAGUAUUCGGUCGUGACCUCGGACAGGUGGAAAUUGAAGAUUCAUCGCGUGCGAAGUCCUGACGUCUACAAUAGUACGCUGUCGACCCCCGUCCUCAUUUCUCACGGACUCACGUGUUCUUCUGCGGAUUUCAUGAUGAAUCCCCGAAGUGAAAGCUUGGCUUUCAUCUUGGCUGAUAACGGUUUCGAUGUUUUCUUGGUGAAUCACCGAGGGAAUCAAUUCAGCUACGAAAAGGUCUCGAAAUCCGGGCUUGCGUAUCCCGCGAAAGGAGAGGACAUUUAUGAAUCGGCCUGGCAGUUCAUGUCGCAGUACGACAUACCCGCGGCGUUGGAUUUCAUCCUUAAAGAGACGGGUCACGACAAAAUUCAUCUGGUCGCUCAUUCGCAGGGUAAUCCGGUCAUCCUCGGAUUCCUAGGAAGCGACCACUCCUACGAUGACAAAGUGGGACAUUUCGCUGCUCUCUCACCGGUGGUAAUACUCGGAGACGAUCUCGGACCGACGGUCAAGCUCUUCCUCCGCGCAUUUGCGCCAAUAGUCGAGAAACUUCCCACGUUCCUGUUCAAAAUUGUUACGCAGGCCCGCAUUUUGACUAGCGCUCAAACGUUCGGCAACCGAUUCAUUUAUCCAUUCUGCGAUUUUCUGCCAGGGGUCUGUCAGCUCACUGUCAACUGGAUUCUUCAAAGGGACCUCAUCGAUUUCUUCACUUUGAGCCCAGAAUUCGAUAAGGGGAGAACCACAGUAUUGAAAGCGGUGUGGCCUGGUGGCGUGACCGGCAUGAACACUUAUGAGCUAUCUUCCCAAAUAUACAUGAAACAGGAAGCUUGGACCAGGAUCGACUACAGGAAGAUCCCUCAGAGCGGUAUCACCAAUCAAGAGAUGUACAACCGCGAGGAUCCCCCUGAAUUCAAAUUCGACGAGGCUCGGGUCAACUCAUCGUAUAUCUUCGCAAAGAACGACGUAUUCCUUGGCCUGAAGUCUGCUCAACGAAUAGUCGACUGGUUGAAACCCAUGAAUCAGCUGAUAGUUGAUGAAGAAAGAUUCAGCCAUGUUGAUUUCCUGUGGUCUUGGAGAGCUGCCUGUUUGGUUUAUAAUUUUGUCGUCGAGCAAUUCGUGGAGUCCGAUGUCGCGAGGAGUGCUCCCCACGCUCAAUAUCGUCGUGUGGUCGCGGAGCAUUUGAAGAGCUUGGAGAGCCCUCGCUGUUCCUACAUGGACUCACUCUGA
Molecule: messenger RNA, 1461 nt
Organism: Galendromus occidentalis (western predatory mite)
Lineage: Eukaryota; Metazoa; Arthropoda; Arachnida; Mesostigmata; Phytoseiidae
Product: lipase 3
Exons: 8
Coding region: 1-1461 (486 amino acids)
Biological process (GO): lipid metabolic process
Source: RefSeq, a predicted model, not a curated record